UUUUUGAUUCAGCUUCAUGCCCCAUGGUAGCACGUUGAUUGUGCUGUUUUGGCAACUUGCUCAUGCUUGGAACUCCAGCAUUUGCAUGCAUGCAGCAGAAGUUGAGAUUAGGAAUGCGCCGGAAAAGUCACAGAUGUUUGUGACAACGUCCCAUUUGUACAAACGACACCUCGCUGAAUAUUUUUGUGGAAUGGGCGGAAACAUGACAGCUUUAGAGCUGGGAGUCUAUCAUGGCCACACUACGGCAGUGUUGGCUGCAAUUUUCAGGAGAGUCAUUUCAGUUGACAUUGAAAAGGAAUACUUGGAGGUCGCAUCAAAGAAUGCGGCUGCACAUUCAAAUGUCAUUUUUCUUUCAAUGGACCUAAUGGCUGAUGACUGGACGAUAUUUUCGACAAAUCAAGUGAGUGUCGGAAUUAUUGAUGCAAAUCACCACUACGAAUAUGUCAUGGCGGAUGCGCAAAAUGCAUUGCGCCACCUACCCCACCUCCAGUAUUUGGUAUUUGACGACUACCAUGAAGAAGAAGUGGAACGGGCCGUGACAGAGUUGGAAGAAGCUGGUGUCCUGGUGGAAUGCCAAGGAAUCGGCAAUGGCUGGAACGGUUCCCCUUGGGAGUUUCAGGACUGGGAUCCCGGAAGUGGCCAGCAAUUUAAGCGGUGGACAACUCAGUCGGAAGGCCGAAUCUGCAAGCGAAGUCCAGCGAGAGCUGGCUGGAAGACUCUGCCCGGUUUCGUGAACAAACGUUUUUUUGUUUACAGGCAGCCUUUGACACAUUUGUGUCAAGCUGGUGUUUUUCGAUUUCUGGCGAAUGGAACCCUGCUAACAUCUUGGGAAAGUGGAGGUGGAAGUUGGCAAGCAGCUGCCAGCACCACCCGCGAAGAUUUGCUCAUCCUGAAGCUGCCUGGAUUGCUUUCCUCUGAGCUGGAACUAAUUUUCAAUUCUGGCCGUACAGCGUUCAUGUUGUCUGAAGUAGGCUCGUCCAGAGCUGACUGGUUUGGUAUUUACGACCAGCUGGUCAACCGGCCCUUUCAAAUUGCCAGUAGUCUCUUCUGAUUGAAUUCCUGCGAAAA
Molecule: messenger RNA, 1068 nt
Organism: Cladocopium goreaui
Lineage: Eukaryota; Dinophyceae; Suessiales; Symbiodiniaceae
Source: the annotation of a GenBank genome assembly